Molecule: messenger RNA, 1421 nt
Organism: Drosophila teissieri
Lineage: Eukaryota; Metazoa; Arthropoda; Insecta; Diptera; Drosophilidae
Gene: Sirt2
Product: NAD-dependent protein deacetylase Sirt2
Exons: 4
Coding region: 146-1303 (385 amino acids)
Molecular function (GO): NAD+ binding; histone deacetylase activity, NAD-dependent
Source: RefSeq, a predicted model, not a curated record
UCGAUAGUUGUCAGCACUGAUUGUUCGGCGUGUUUUGUUUUUCUGCGUAAAAGCAAAACACAACAUAAACGCAACGGGUAGAAUUCACAGGAUUAUCCACAGUUUUGGAUAUUUUCACCGGAAUAGGGCAAGGACCUUCUUAGCCAUGAGCGACUCCGAGAAAAAGACGGAAGAACACCCGACGACGAGCUCGAAUUCCUCAUCCAGUGACGAAGAGGAUGCCCCAGACGCCACAAUGGAUAUGAUUCGACGCUUCUUUGCAAACACUCUUAGUCUGGGUGGCUCCACGGACGCAAAGGCAGACAUUAAAGUGGAGAAGGUUAUUUCAGAUUUGACUUUUGACGGCUUUGCCGAACAUUGGCGUGAGCAUGGAUUCCGCAAUAUUGUGACCAUGGUGGGAGCCGGCAUUUCAACAUCUGCUGGCAUUCCGGACUUCAGAUCCCCAGGUUCCGGGCUGUACAGCAAUCUGAAAAAAUACAAGCUGCCACAUCCCACGGCCAUAUUCGAUCUGGACUACUUCGAAAAGAAUCCGGCGCCGUUCUUUGCACUGGCCAAGGAACUCUACCCUGGAUCCUUUAUUCCCACGCCGGCCCACUACUUUGUCCGUUUGCUGAACGACAAGGGACUGCUUCAGCGCCACUAUACCCAGAACAUAGACACGUUAGACCGGCUUACAGGUCUACCCGAGGACAAGAUCAUUGAGGCCCAUGGCAGCUUUCACACCAACCACUGCAUUAAGUGCCGCAGGGAGUACGACAUGGCCUGGAUGAAGGCGGAGAUCUUUGCUGAUCGUCUGCCCAAAUGCAAAAAGUGCAAUGGAGUUGUUAAGCCAGACAUUGUUUUCUUUGGCGAAAACCUGCCGCAGAGAUUUUACACCAGUCCCGACGAGGACUUUCAGGAUUGCGAUCUACUGAUCAUCAUGGGCACCUCAUUGGAAGUGCAGCCGUUUGCUUCACUGGUGCAGAGACCAGGACGUCGUUGCCUUCGCCUGUUGAUCAAUCGCGAUGCAGUGGGUCAGGCCAGCUUUGUGCCCUUUAUGGAUCCUCAUGAGCGAUCGCUACUCUUCGACAGGCCUAAUAACACAAGGGAUGUGGCCUUUCUGGGUGACUGUGAUGCUGGAGUAAUGGCUCUGGCCAAAGCCUUGGGCUGGGAGGAAGAGCUGCAGCAGCUCAUUACUAGCGAAAGAAAGAAACUGAUCGGCAGCCAGAAUAGCGAGGAGCCGCAACCACACAAAGAGAAACCGCAUGCGGACCCGGAAGAGAAGGCUUCGGGCAGUCGGAACAAGAAGGAUGCUUCGCUUUAGACCCUGAGAUUAGUUGGUAACAUCCGUAGUUAAUUUGUAGUUGAAGUGUGCAAUUUGUUUACAUGUGGAUUACGUGUAUAAAACGGACAAUGCCAUGUGCAGGCAUUGCUGGCUAAUA